GGGUGGGAGCGCGUGCUGCUGGGAGUUGUUUGGAGGUUGGCGGCGCGGGGCUGAGGGCCUUCAGAGCGAUCAUGUCGCACAAACAAAUUUACUACUCGGACAAAUACGACGACGAGGAGUUCGAGUACCGGCAUGUCAUGUUGCCCAAGGACAUAGCCAAGCUGGUCCCUAAAACCCAUUUGAUGUCUGAAUCGGAAUGGAGGAAUCUUGGCGUUCAGCAGAGUCAGGGAUGGGUCCAUUAUAUGAUCCACGAACCAGAACCUCACAUCUUACUGUUCCGGAGGCCACUACCCAAGAAGCCAAAGAAAUGAAGCUAGGGAGCCAUUUUUCAGCCUCAGGCUAUACACAGCUGUCCUUACUUGCUAACAUCUUUCUGAUAAUAAUGUUGCCUUCUUGUUUCUCACUUGGAUAUUUAAAGGAUGUUCAAUAGACUGAAUGUGCCAGUGACCGCUUUGCCUCUUGAGCAGAGCCAACACCACCACUGCCCAGCCGGAGGAGUGCUCUGUGGGCCGCAGCCUCAGUUAAAUGUGACCCCAGAUGCCACGGUGGUCUCUGUAUCCAUCAGAACACACCUGGCAGAUGGAGGAAGCAUCUGAGAAUAAGACCCAUGGCUCAAUUAUAGGGAUUGUGUAAACUUGGGUGUUUUGUUUUUUUUUCCUUCGGGGUAUUCUAUGUAUGGUGACUUGUGGCUUUAUGUUUUCAAUGUAUUGGAAACUUUCCAUUUUAUUCAAGAAAUCUGUUCCAUGUUAA
Molecule: messenger RNA, 750 nt
Organism: Choloepus didactylus (southern two-toed sloth)
Lineage: Eukaryota; Metazoa; Chordata; Mammalia; Pilosa; Megalonychidae
Gene: CKS1B
Product: CDC28 protein kinase regulatory subunit 1B
Exons: 3
Coding region: 72-311 (79 amino acids)
Biological process (GO): regulation of mitotic cell cycle
Cellular component (GO): cyclin-dependent protein kinase holoenzyme complex; SCF ubiquitin ligase complex
Molecular function (GO): ubiquitin binding; histone binding; protein kinase binding
Source: RefSeq, a predicted model, not a curated record